ACUAGAAGGAAGUUGGCAAGCUCGUUUGAGGAGCCGCACUCCUGGCAAAGGCGACUGAUUGCAGACAAGUUGGCGUUUUCCUGCUGAAGUGCAGUCAUGUUUCUCCAGUAUUACCUGAACGAACAGGGAGAUCGCGUCUAUACGUUAAAGAAAUUUGACCCGAUGGGACAACAGACUUGCUCUGCCCAUCCUGCUCGCUUUUCCCCUGACGACAAAUACUCAAGACACCGAAUCACCAUCAAGAAACGCUUCAAGGUGCUCAUGACCCAGCAACCGCGUCCUGUUCUCUGAGAGUUCGUUAAUUUCCUGUGCUGCCCGCCCGCAGGCUGAUUAUCAGUAACCAAAUGCAUCAAUCCGUGAGCAGGGACGCCUUCCCGCACUGUUUGGAAUCCUAUCUCACCACGUGACUGAGUCUAUCGUAAUGGGCAUCUCCCGUAAAAGGAACAAUCUUAACUUUUGUUUUUCAUGCUUUGAAUUAAUGCCAGGUUAUUAAAGAUAGAAUGACUUGAAAGUUCA
Molecule: messenger RNA, 516 nt
Organism: Microtus oregoni (creeping vole)
Lineage: Eukaryota; Metazoa; Chordata; Mammalia; Rodentia; Cricetidae
Gene: Nop10
Product: NOP10 ribonucleoprotein
Exons: 2
Coding region: 97-291 (64 amino acids)
Biological process (GO): rRNA pseudouridine synthesis; ribosome biogenesis; snRNA pseudouridine synthesis
Cellular component (GO): box H/ACA snoRNP complex; box H/ACA telomerase RNP complex
Molecular function (GO): telomerase RNA binding; box H/ACA snoRNA binding
Source: RefSeq, a predicted model, not a curated record